Molecule: messenger RNA, 5065 nt
Organism: Prinia subflava (tawny-flanked prinia)
Lineage: Eukaryota; Metazoa; Chordata; Aves; Passeriformes; Cisticolidae
Gene: MTR
Product: 5-methyltetrahydrofolate-homocysteine methyltransferase
Exons: 33
Coding region: 59-3844 (1261 amino acids)
Biological process (GO): tetrahydrofolate metabolic process; homocysteine metabolic process
Cellular component (GO): cytosol
Molecular function (GO): zinc ion binding; cobalamin binding; methionine synthase activity
Source: RefSeq, a predicted model, not a curated record
CGGGGCUGGCGCGUCACGGGCCGCGCGCGUGCCCGCGGGCGGUGACGUCUCGGCAGCGAUGGCGCCCACGGGCCCGCGGGAUUCGCCGAAAAGUGUGGAAGAUGAGCUUGAAUCUGUUCUGCAGGAGCGGAUAAUGGUUUUGGAUGGGGGCAUGGGGACCAUGAUCCAGCAGCAUGCGCUGACAGAAGAGGAUUUCCGAGGGCAUGAAUUUAAAGAUCAUUCCAGGCCUUUGAAAGGCAAUAAUGACCUUCUCAGUAUAACUCAGCCUGAUAUAAUCUGUGACAUACACAAGGAAUACUUGCUGUCAGGUGCUGACAUCAUUGAAACCAACACUUUCAGCAGCACCCGAGUUGCACAGGCUGACUAUGGCCUUGAGCAUUUGGCAUAUCGAUUAAACAGAGUCUCUGCACAGGUGGCCAGAAAAGCAGCAGACACUGUAACUGCUCAGACAGGAAUUAGGAGAUAUGUUGCUGGAGCCAUGGGUCCAACAAACAGGACACUCUCUGUGUCACCCUCUGUGGAGAGACCAGAUUACAGGAACAUAACUUUUGAUGAACUGGUUGAAGCCUAUACAGAACAAGCCAAAGGCCUUUUGGAUGGAGGAGUUGACAUCUUACUGGUGGAAACCAUAUUUGAUACUGCCAAUGCUAAGGCAGCUCUUUUUGCACUCCAGAUGUUGUUUGAGGAAGAGUAUGCUUCCCGACCCAUAUUUGUUUCUGGAACUAUUGUGGAUAAGAGUGGGCGUACCCUCUCUGGCCAGACAGGAGAGGCAUUUGUCAUUAGUGUUUCCCACAGUAACCCACUUUGUAUUGGCUUAAACUGUGCUUUAGGGGCAGUUGAAAUGCGUCCGUUCAUUGAGACAGUUGGAAAAUGUACAACGGCCUACAUCAUCUGUUACCCCAAUGCAGGUCUUCCCAAUACUUUUGGUGGUUAUGAUGAAACUCCAGAAGUGACUGCCAAGCAUAUAAAGGAUUUUGCUUUGGAUGGUUUGGUCAACAUAGUUGGAGGUUGCUGUGGUACCACACCAGCACAUAUCAGAAAAAUUGCUGAAGCUGUGAAAUUCUGUAAGCCUCGUGUUCCACCUUCUCUCUCUCAAGGAUACAUGCUGCUGUCAGGUCUGGAGCCAUUCAGGAUUGGGCCAUACACCAACUUCGUUAAUAUUGGUGAACGCUGCAAUGUUGCAGGAUCACGGAAGUUUGCUAAACUCAUCAUGGCAGGCAACUAUGAAGAAGCUCUGAGUGUAGCCAAAUUGCAAGUUGAGAUGGGGGCCCAGAUUCUUGACAUAAAUAUGGAUGAUGGGAUGUUGGAUGGCCCCACUGCAAUGACCAGAUUUUGUAACUUGAUUUCUUCGGAACCUGAUAUUGCAAAGGUGCCAUUAUGCAUAGACUCCUCAAAUUUUUCAGUGAUUGAAGCAGGUUUGAAAUGUUGCCAAGGGAAAUGCAUUGUAAACAGCAUCAGUCUAAAGGAAGGUGAGGAGGACUUUCUGGAGAAAGCGAGGAAAAUUAAAUUAUAUGGAGCAGCUGUGGUUGUUAUGGCUUUUGAUGAAGUGGGGCAGGCAACAGAAACAGAAACCAAGAUUGCAAUCUGUUCCAGAGCUUAUCAUCUCCUUGUGGAAAAAGUGCACUUCAAUCCAAAUGAUAUAAUAUUCGACCCUAAUAUUUUGACCAUAGGAACUGGAAUGGAAGAACAUAACCUUUAUGCCAUAAAUUUUAUCAAUGCUACUAAAACCAUAAAAGAAACACUGCCAGGAGCCAGGAUAAGUGGAGGUCUUUCCAAUCUGUCCUUUUCCUUUCGAGGAAUGGAUGCCAUUCGAGAAGCAAUGCAUGGAGUGUUCCUUUACCACGCGAUUAAGUAUGGCAUGGAUAUGGGAAUUGUGAAUGCUGGGAAUCUGCCUGUGUAUGAUGAUAUCCACAAGGAAUUGCUACUGCUGUGUGAGAAUCUAAUCUGGAACAAAGAUCCUGAUGCAACUGAGAAACUUUUACAUUAUGCUCAGAAUCAUGCUCAAGGAGGGAAAAAAGUUGUACAGACUGAUGAGUGGCGUAAAGGCUCUGUGGAGGAAAGGCUGGAAUAUGCUCUCAUAAAGGGCAUUGAGAAGUAUGUCACUGCAGAUACGGAAGAAGCAAGAUUAAAUCAAGAAAAAUAUCCUAGACCUCUAAAUGUAAUUGAAGGGCCUUUGAUGAAUGGCAUGAAAAUUGUUGGUGAUCUUUUUGGCGCUGGAAAGAUGUUUCUGCCUCAGGUGAUAAAGUCUGCUCGAGUUAUGAAGAAAGCAGUUGGCCAUCUUAUUCCCUAUAUGGAGAAAGAAAGAGAGGAAAGAAGAGCCAAGCGAGGCAGCACAGAAGAAGAGGAUCCUUACCAGGGUACAAUAGUACUGGCAACUGUGAAGGGAGAUGUACAUGAUAUCGGCAAGAACAUUGUGGGAGUUGUUCUGGGCUGCAACAACUUCAGAGUUAUUGAUUUAGGAGUCAUGACUCCAUGUGACAAGAUAUUAAGAGCUGCUGUUGAGAACAAAGCAGAUAUAAUUGGCCUGUCUGGUCUCAUCACCCCAUCUUUGGAUGAGAUGAUUUUUGUCGCCAAGGAAAUGGAGAGAUUGGCAAUAAAGAUUCCUUUGCUCAUUGGAGGAGCAACUACUUCUAAAACACACACAGCUGUUAAAAUUGCCCCACGAUAUAGCGCACCUGUAGUUCAUGUCCUGGAUGCAUCCAAGAGUGUUGUGGUUUGCUCCCAGCUCUUGGACGACAGUAUAAAGGAUGAUUUCUUUGAAGAAAUAUUAGAGGAAUAUGAAGAAAUUAGACAAGAACACUAUGAGUCUCUCAAGGAAAGAAGAUACUUGUCUCUACAGCAAGCUAGAAGAAAAGGUUUCCAUAAUGAUUGGUUAUCAGGCCAUAUACCAGUUAAACCAAAAUUUAUCGGCACAAAAGUCUUUGAAGAUUAUGACCUGAGGAGGUUGGUAGAGUACAUUGACUGGAAGCCCUUCUUUGACGUCUGGCAACUUAGGGGAAAGUAUCCCAACCGGAGUUUCCCUAAGAUCUUUAAUGAUAAAACUGUAGGUGAAGAAGCAAAGAGAGUUUAUAACGAUGCUCAAGAUCUACUGAAAACAUUGAUUAAUGAAAAGAAAUUACAGGCCAGAGGUGUGGUUGGGUUCUGGCCAGCUCGAAGUGUUCAAGAUGACAUCCACUUGUAUGCUGUAGAAGAGGCAGUGGGAUCUUCAGAACCAAUAGCAAAAUUUUUUGGGUUGAGGCAACAGGCUGAAAAGGACUCUGCCUGCACAGAUCCAUAUUACUGCCUCUCUGACUUCAUAGCACCACUGGAUUCUGGUGUUUGUGACUACUUAGGCCUGUUUGCUGUGGCCUGCUUUGGUGUAGAUGAUUUAUGCAAUGAAUUUAGGAAACAGGACGAUGAAUACAACAUCAUAAUGGUGAAGGCUCUCGGUGAUCGGUUGGCAGAGGCAUUUGCUGAGGAGCUUCAUGAAAGAGUUCGAAGGGAAUUCUGGGCUUACAGUGGUACUGAGCAGCUGGAUCUCUCUGGCCUACGCAAAAUUAAAUAUGAGGGAAUUCGCCCUGCCCCUGGAUAUCCCAGCCAGCCUGACCAUACAGAAAAACUCACCAUGUGGAAACUUGCAAACAUCGAGGAAGCAACAGGAAUUGGUCUAACAGAAUCACUAGCAAUGAUACCUGCUUCUGCAGUUUCUGGCCUCUACUUUUCCAGUCCCAAUUCCAAAUAUUUUGCUGUUGGCAAGAUAUGUAAAGAUCAGGUUGAAGAUUAUGCACUGAGAAAAAAUUUGUCUGUGUCAGAGGUGGAGAAGUGGCUGGAACCCAUUUUGGGAUAUGAUACUGAACAACUGUGAUAUUUGUGGGUGAACUUUUUUUGAUGGUCCAUUUGCCAAAAGGAACAAGAAGAUUCUUCUACUGGAAACAGCUUUCUUCCAUCCACCCCAACAGCUUGUCUGAUUGUCUUAAAUUUUUAAUCAAGGAACUUAAUAUUUCAAAUAAAAUCUGCCCUGUGCCUUUUGCUUGGGACCAUGAACGUAUUUAGUUUCUCAGGCACGGCAGCAUACUUUUCUAUAUUUUUAUUUUUUCACAAAGACUCUAGCAGACAAGUGAGGUGUAGGGUGAGAUGGGGAAACUGCAAAGCUUGCCUGUUCUCUGGAGGAUUUUGAAAUCAGACAAGAAUUUCUCUCCCAUGGCUGUGGAUAUGCAUAGAACAGAAUUUGACUUCUGUUACUUUAGUGUGUUUUAGCAAGUCCAGGGACAGAAAUAUGAUGUGAUUUUUCUGCAAAGUCAUAAAAGGUUUUAUACUGAGUGAUCAAGAACAACUGAAGUACAACAGAUCUCCUUUUUAAAAAUCAAGUGUGUAGUCUUGUGCUUGGGAACACACAUUGUUCUCAGUGGUAGAACUGUCAGAAUAAUACAAUUUUCUGGAGUGGUAUCAGAGAUCUGUGUUGUGAAAUGGGAUGACAAAGCCCACGGAGUUGUCUGCUUUGUGCUUCCUUCCUCUUCCUUUCAGCAAGUCACAAUCUCUCUAUUCUGUAUAAAGGCUACUGGCACUUCCUACCUUACAGAUAAUGUUGUGAAGCUUCAUUCAUACAUAAACAAUCAUUUGUACAUGAAAAUUAUGAGAGCAGCAAAUUUGCUACUGUAGACAGCCACAAAGCUUGGAGCUUUUACAAACUCUUUAACCUUCUAGGAAACUGGAUUUUAAAACCAAGUAGUACUGCCAUAUGUAGCAGUUAAUAUUGUAGAUACAUUAUUCAGAUUUAACUGAGUGUGCUAAUUGUUCAUAGCUUUCAAUAAUUUCUGAAAACUGCCUCAAGUAUUAUUUAAAUGCUAAUUUAGUAAAAUAUUAUGACAGAACCCCUCAUUUUUGGUCUCUAAUUUUAAGACCAAUAUUGUUAGGAAGAUGUUCUUUUAAUAGUUUAUUGCAAUCUGUUAAUAGCUAUGUAAUUUUUGUAAUGUCUUCAUCUGACUUGUUGCUAAAAGAAUCAUCUUGUAUCAACAGUUUAAUAAAGAUGGUGUUAUCCUAUUAGAAUCCUUUAAAUGGCAACAAUAAAAUGUGUGCAAUGAUCUGA